CUACAACAUUUCACCUAAUCAGACGGUGGAACAAUGGCUGCUGCUGGUUCUGGGUCUAGAUGGAAUGGUCUUGCUACAACGAUAAGCCCCUAUCUACGCCAAUCGGAUCAGACUGUUAAAACUGGGGUUGUUCAAUCUGGGCAAGUUCUUGGCAAUGGUCAAAAUAUUGUACGUACUGCACUGGUGGACCAGAAAGUCAACACUGUUGAUCCGUCGUUUUACGAUUGCUUCUAUGGUAUCGCAAACACACAAUCAACAGUUGUGGAACGGUGCUACAAAGACAUCGGCUGCUGUCAGUACGGAUGCUGCAACAAUGACGAUUGGCACACCAAGUAUGGUUGGGCUGUUGCACUCAUCGUCAUAUUUUGCAUCCUGGUCGUGAUAGCAUUUGUUGCUUGGUUGAUCGUUUGGUUGAUCAACAGAGCGAAAGACAAAAGGGAGAAGAGAGAUUACGAUCAGACAUCUUUCGCAUCUCCAUCACCAACGACGAUGAACGAAGUUCCGCCGUUAGAGCAGUACAGUUUCGAACCACCGUAUGCCAGGGACUAUCGUUAUUGAUACUUCCAUUAUGUUAGCCUUGAUCGCUCACCUCCUAUAUCUGUAUAAAUAAAGC
Molecule: messenger RNA, 613 nt
Organism: Cylicocyclus nassatus
Lineage: Eukaryota; Metazoa; Nematoda; Chromadorea; Rhabditida; Strongylidae
Source: the annotation of a GenBank genome assembly